AUGUCUUACACGCCACCUGUCAUCGUCUCACCUUCACAAAAACAUGAGACGACCUUGAUCGUCUUCCAUGGUCGUGGCUCUACAGCCCAGAAGUUCGCCGAGCCUCUUCUAUCGCAUACAGUCUCCUCGGAUUCGCACACUACAACCCCUCAUUCGACAACGACCGUAAAGCCCCAGAAAUGUUUCCGAGAUCAUUUUCCAAACACCAAGCUCAUCUUCCCGACCGCACCUCUCCGCCGUGCCGUUGUGUUCAACCGCAGCCUCACACAUCAGUGGUUCGACAAUUGGUCUCCAAUACAACCGGAACUCAAGCAGCAUCUACAAGUUCAAGGACUACGGGAGACGAGCAUUUACAUUCAUGAAUUGUUGAGGCAAGAGAUCGAGACCAUCGGGGCAAAAAACGUAGCUAUCAUGGGGCUCAGCCAAGGGUGUGCAGCUAGCCUUGUUUCAACGCUUUUAUGGCAGGGUGAGGCAUUUGGGGGAUUGGUGGGCAUGUGUGCCUAUUUGCCGUUUCGCAAGGGGAUGCAUGAUUGCAUAGAGGAUUUAUCAUAUGGCAAGACAGAUCCGCUAGUAGGCCCUGACGACGACGGCGAAGACAUGUUCGAGCGAGACGAGAACGACUUUACAAAGAGUGAUUCAAAAUUCGAGAUGGCAAUUGAGUGGCUACGUGAAGAGCUACAAGCCGAAGCUGAAGAAUGGGGUGGUGAUCAGCUAUGUUCUGUGCAGUCAAUACCAGUCUUCAUGGGACAUGGGGAAGAGGAUGAGAAGGUACCAUGUGAGCUAGGAAGAUCAGCCGCGGAUUUUUUGCGAAGUAUAGACAUCAAAGUUGACUGGAAAGAGUAUGAAGGCCUCGGUCACUGGUACUCGGAUGAAAUGCUACGGGAUAUCAUCAGAUUCCUAGGGAAUCUCGAGGGCUGGAAGGUCAAUGCCGAUUAAGUGUCGUGCAAUGCUCUGGUCCAUGUGUGUAGAUCAAUGUGCGGCAUCAGGUUAGGUCGUGAAGAGGAGGCGAACAGAUACUUAUUAAAGUGGGGCAACAUACAAAUAAUGAUUGGUGAUUGCGCCUCGGCCAACUGUCGAGCUCCACCAAACAACAAAAAAUUCUACAUCUGGGAACGUGCAAAAAGAAUACAUACAACAGUGGGGAUUCCCCAGUGGUCACCCACCUGAGUACUAAUCCACCGGUACGUUGCUUAAAUAGGGCUGAGCGAAC
Messenger RNA from Boeremia exigua, 1210 nucleotides. RefSeq names its product phospholipase/carboxylesterase family protein-like protein. The coding region runs from base 1 to 936 and encodes 311 amino acids. Lineage: Eukaryota; Fungi; Ascomycota; Dothideomycetes; Pleosporales; Didymellaceae. Gene Ontology annotation, cellular component: cytoplasm. Gene Ontology annotation, biological process: protein depalmitoylation. The transcript has a single exon. Gene Ontology annotation, molecular function: palmitoyl-(protein) hydrolase activity; carboxylic ester hydrolase activity. The record is from RefSeq and is a predicted model, not a curated record.